CCUCUGACAUUCUGUCAUUUCACUUGUAUAAGACAUGAAAUUAUUUUUUCCCUUUCGUGGUACAUUCUGUUAUUCGCUACUCGGACACUUCAAAUAUUUUCCUUGAGUAAAACAUUCUCUCUGUCCGGCAGGGUCCACCGCAAGUCAGAGGGGAUGGAGCCCGCCAGCCUGCAGUCCGCCGCCGCUUCGCUGUUCCUGGCCGCGCUGAACCUCACCUCUCCUCCACCCGGCAGCGAACCACCGGCCGACCCGGCGGUCUACGCCACCUUGCUGGACGGAUGCAGGGAUUACGGCUUGACGUGCGAGACGCACGCGGUGGAAACUGAGGACGGCUACCAGCUUGCAGCUCACCGAGUGCUAGUUCCGCCGGGCGUUCCCCGCCGUGGGGCUCUGCUGGCCGUUUCAGGGCUCAUAUGUUGCUCUGACAGCUUCCUCCUGCUCCACCCUGGGAGGUCGAUGCUGAAACCUUUGUCCGAAGCGGGGUAUGACGUCACGCUGGGAAACCUGCGAGGUUCCACCUACGCGACAGGCCACGGGUGCAGUCAGCAGCGCAACUGCCGCUUCAACCUGGACGACAUGGGCGAGUACGACGUGGAGGCGCUGGUGGGGCUGACGCAGCGUGUCACGGGCGACGCGCGGCCCUUCUACCUGGGCCACAGCUCAGGAGGGGGUGCGCUCUACACGUGGCUGCAGCGCCGGCCACGCGCACACCACGUGCUCAGAGGCGCACUGCUCUGGACGCCCUCCGUCUUCUACACCGAGCCGCACAGCACCAUCCUCAAGAUUUACCAUCUCCUUCCGGAGUCCCUAUUGAAGCGGCUGCCUGAGAUCGUCUCGCACACCAGCUGCGGCCUGCCAACCACCACGUACGCCCACUACCUCCAGAACAUCAGGGCCAAGCGCCUGCAGGCGUUCGACUUUGGCCGGGAGGAGAACCUCAGCAAGUACGGCAGCGAGCGGCCGCCGGCCUACCACGUCGUCAACUCGACGCUGCCCACCGCCUUCUUCCUCGGGACGCGCGACCGGCUGGUCUCCUUUGAGGUACGCAGUGCUGGCGUCCACUGUUACUACUACUAUCACAUAUAUUAUUAUUGUCAAGUGACUUCUACUCAAUGAUAUCUAUGACUAGUUACUUACUUCAGUUACUUGUCAUAGCGCAGACCCAUCAG
This is a messenger RNA of Schistocerca americana (American grasshopper), 1169 nucleotides long. Its product is annotated as lipase member K-like. NCBI's taxonomy places the organism in Eukaryota, Metazoa, Arthropoda, Insecta, Orthoptera, Acrididae. Gene Ontology annotation, biological process: lipid metabolic process. The record is from RefSeq and is a predicted model, not a curated record. The transcript is spliced from 7 exons. Bases 154 to 1116 code for a protein of 320 amino acids.